CGAGGCGCAUGUCGCGGUCGCUGGCCGAUGCUGCCGCUACGGCACUAGACAGCAACCCUCUCGGUGACGAGGAGUCACGCAAGGUCGAGAAGCCGGUCGCGAACAGCGCCCGCUGCAUCGAGCUCGCCAGAUCGCUCUUCGGCAUCGAGCCACUGACCGGUUCGGUCCGCGACCUUGAUUCGUACGACGACCGCAACUUCUACUGCAAGGCGACGUCGUCGCGCCCGGAGCUGAAAGCCGCGGCCGACUGCCACGCGUGCGGCGACCCGCCGGGCAGCUUCCACUUUGUCGUCAAGGUGCACAACGGGGUUGAGUCGCUCUCCCCCGGCUUCAUCGAGUGCCAGAACCUGGCGAUGGAGCUCGUGCGCGCCGCCGGCGUCUGGUGCCCGCGCGCCCUCCCGUCACUCGAGGGCCGGCAGAUCGCGUUUGCCGAGCAGCCUCUCGCCGACGGCUCAGUGCGGAGGCACGCUGUCCGCUGCCUGCCCUACCGGCCAGCCUGCCUGCUCGGCUCCGCGCUUCCUGGUGCGGCGCUGCUGCGCGAGCUCGGCGGCGUGACCGCGCGCGUCUCGUGCGCCCUCUCUGCCUUCGACCACCCCGAGGCGCACCGAACCUUCAUCUGGGACCUCGCACAGACGGCCGCGAUACGGCCCCUCCUCCCCCUCCUCGCACCCGAGCGGCGGGCCCUGAUCGCCGACACCCUCCGCGACUUCGAGUCGACGGUGCUGCCACUCUCCGACCGCCUGCCGCGCCAGGUCAUCCAUGGAGACGUCAACGACCAAAACGUUCUCGUCGGGCCGGCUGGCGGCGGCGGUGAGGGCGGCGGCGGCGGUGAGGGCGAGAGCGAGGGCGGCGACAACGGUGGCGAGCCUGGUUGCGGUGGUGCGGCGGUGCUCGGCGUGAUCGACUUUGGCGACCUCGUGCAUACCUGGCGCGUGAACGAGCUCGCCAUCGCCACAGCCUACGCCCUCAUCGCGCUCCACUACGACUCUGCCGCCCGCGCCUCGACGCACGCCUCCGCCUCCCUCAGCCAGCCCUCCCUCAGCCAGCCCUCCCUCGGCGACGCCUCCGCCUCCGGGGAGGGCGAGGGUCGCGGCCAUGGCGGCGGAGGGCCAGGCGCGGUGGCGGAGGAGGAGGCCGCGUGCGCCUUGGUGUCUGGCUUUGCGGAGGAGGCGGAGCGGCAAGGUGAGCCCUCCCCUCCCCCCCCUCUCCCACCCCAACAC
Molecule: messenger RNA, 1220 nt
Organism: Emiliania huxleyi CCMP1516
Lineage: Eukaryota; Haptophyta; Isochrysidales; Noelaerhabdaceae
Exons: 4
Molecular function (GO): amino acid kinase activity
Source: RefSeq, a predicted model, not a curated record